AUGUUCUCAGCUGGUAUGAAUGAGUUGAGCGCCGCCCUGCCCCCAGGACACGCCCUCCUCAGCGGCAAGACGCCGGACCAGGUGCUGGCGGAACUCAACAAGUCGCCGCUCUUCAUGACGGAGCUCGAGGACAACGACGACGUGGCAGCGUUGCAGGCGCUGGCGUACGAGGGCACGGCGCGGGAGAACGGCGAGGACUUCAAAGAGCGCGGCAACGAGUGCUUCAAGGCCGGCAUGCACGCCGACGCCAAGGAGUUCUACACCAAGGGCAUCGAGGUGCUCGCGCUCGAGGAGCGGCGGCGGGCCAACGGCGAGAAGACGUACCACACGGAGAAGGCCCGGAGCGGCGAGGGCGACGACGCCGAGGAGCGGGACGUCGAGGUCGAGGACGACGCCGACGAGAUCGCCCGGCAGCGCGGCGUGCUCGAGAGCCUCUACGUCAACCGCGCGGCGUGCCACCUCGCGCUGGGCAACUACCGGUCGUGCUGGACCGACUGCGGCCUCGCGCUGCGGCUGAACCCCCAGAACGUCAAGGCCUACUACCGCUCGGCGCGCGCGCUGCUCAAGGUCGGCCGCGUCGCCGAGGCCGACGACGCCUGCGCGCGCGGCCUGGCCCUCGACGCGGACAACAAGCCGCUCCGGGCCGUGGCGCAGGACAUCGUCGAGGCGGCGGAGCUGGCCGACGCCCGGGCGCGGCGCGAGGCCGAGAGGAAGGCCGGCGAGAAGCGGCGCGAGACGCUGCUGCGGGCGGCCCUCGCGGCGCGGGGCAUCCGCACGCGGACGACGGCGCAGCCGCCCGAGAUGGAGGACGCGCGGAUGCGCCUCGUGCCGGACGAGGACGACCCGGCGAGCAGCCUCAGCUUCCCCGCCGUGCUCCUGUACCCGCUGCAGCUCGAGAGCGACUUCGUCAAGGCCUUCGACGAGACGGAGCGCCUCGCCGACCACCUCGCGUACAUCCUGCCCGUGCCGUGGGACGACAAGGGCGAGUACACGCCCGACGGCGUCGAGUGCUACAUGGAGACGGCCGCGGGCGGGCUCGUCAAGGUGGGCAAGAAGGCCACGCUGCUCAAGAUCCUGAGCGGCGGCAGCGUCGAGGUCGUCGACGGCAUCGUGCGCGUGUACGUCGUGCCCGCCGCCCGCGCCAAGGGGUGGAUCGAGGAGUUCAAGCUCAAGAAGGCCGCGGAAAGGGGGGGCAGCUAG
Colletotrichum navitas is the source of this 1200-nucleotide messenger RNA. RefSeq lists its product as uncharacterized. The coding region runs from base 1 to 1200 and encodes 399 amino acids. The record is from RefSeq and is a predicted model, not a curated record. The transcript is spliced from 3 exons. Lineage: Eukaryota; Fungi; Ascomycota; Sordariomycetes; Glomerellales; Glomerellaceae. Gene Ontology annotation, cellular component: cytosol; nucleus. Gene Ontology annotation, molecular function: Hsp90 protein binding; Hsp70 protein binding. Gene Ontology annotation, biological process: protein folding.